AUGGGAUACAAGGUUGUGGAUUCCCAGCCAGAGAAUCCGUUCAGCAAGAUCGUCCAAGGCCAAACAAUAGUUGAAAUACCAGAGUUUGAAUUAGAAUGUGGUGAUAUUCUGUAUAAAGUUCCUGUUGCAUAUAAGUCAUGGGGUAAAUUGAACGAUCAAGGUAAUAAUUGUAUGAUAAUAUGCCAUGCAUUGACAGGAUCAGCAGACGCAGCCGAUUGGUGGGGGCCAUUGUUUGGUAGAGGCAAAGCUUUUGAUCCAACCAGGUUUUUCAUUAUUUGCCUCAAUUCCUUAGGCUCUCCCUAUGGUUCUGCAUCUCCGAUGACUACAGAUUACGAAUAUGGGGAAGAGAGAUAUGGCCCAGAAUUCCCAUUAUGCACAGUUAGAGACGACGUUCGAAUCCAUAAAAUGGUUUUGGAUUCUUUGGGGGUGAAGGAAUGUGCUAUUUGUAUUGGAGGUUCAAUGGGUGGUAUGUUAGCAUUAGAAUGGACGUUUGUGGACGGGGGAAAGUUUGUGAAAAAUUUGGUUGCUUUGGCGACUAGUGCAAAACACUCUGCGUGGUGCAUUUCUUGGGGUGAAGCUCAACGCCAAUGCAUAUACAAUGACCCAAAAUAUGACGAUGGUUAUUAUCCACUGGGGGAUCCGCCAAAUACCGGGUUAGGAGCAGCAAGAAUGUCUGCUUUAUUGACCUAUAGGUCAAGGAAUUCUUUUGAAUCAAGAUUCGGGAGAGAAGCUCCAAGUGAAAAGCAAAGAUUAAAAAGUACAACAAAUCUGCCCAAUGUUGCUAAUUUAUCUUUAAAAGAUAAGGAACAAACAUCUGCUGUUGAAGAUGAAAACGAACAGCACGAAAGAGAAGUGAACUGGAAGAUACACAAUGAAGGUGCCAGCAGGAAAAAAUCGUUUGAAUCAUACAGGUCGAGUCGAUCAAGUUCUUUCCUUUCAAGCACAAGCAUAGAAGAAACCAACGGCUCAACUUUGUCAUCAAAAAUAGCGAGUGAUUCUGCUUCAAUGUCAACCAAACCACGAUCACGCUCUCGUAGAUUACCCCAGCACUAUUUUUCAGCGCAGUCCUACCUCCGAUACCAAGCAAAUAAAUUUGUGUCUCGUUUCGACGCUAAUUGCUAUAUUGCAAUCACCAGGAAGUUGGACACACAUGAUGUUGGUCGUGAUAGGCCUGAGUAUAACAAUGACACGGCAAUAUCAUUGCAAUCUAGGAAACAGCCGGCAUUAAUAGUGGGAAUAAGUUCUGAUGCUUUGUUUACUCUGAGUGAACAGAUAUUCAUUGCUAAAAAUAUGCCCAAUGCAAGACUAGUAAAAAUUGAUUCCCCAGAAGGCCAUGACGCAUUUCUUUUGGAAUUCAAUGAAAUCAAUGAGCUUUUGCUCACGUUUGAACGUGAAAACUUGAAGGAGAUAAUGUGCAGAGAGGGUAACUUUGAAGAUUGGAAUGACACAAUAGAUGAAGUUAAGGAAAGUGUCUUUGGCGAGGCCGAAGAUGUCGCUCAAUGGUAA
This is a messenger RNA of Pichia kudriavzevii, 1506 nucleotides long. RefSeq lists its product as uncharacterized. Gene Ontology annotation, biological process: L-homoserine metabolic process. The transcript has a single exon. The record is from RefSeq and is a predicted model, not a curated record. Gene Ontology annotation, molecular function: homoserine O-acetyltransferase activity. Lineage: Eukaryota; Fungi; Ascomycota; Pichiomycetes; Pichiales; Pichiaceae. Bases 1 to 1506 code for a protein of 501 amino acids.